Molecule: messenger RNA, 4389 nt
Organism: Gastrolobium bilobum
Lineage: Eukaryota; Viridiplantae; Streptophyta; Magnoliopsida; Fabales; Fabaceae
Product: kinesin-like protein KIN-14B
Exons: 23
Coding region: 168-4073 (1301 amino acids)
Biological process (GO): microtubule-based movement
Molecular function (GO): microtubule binding; microtubule motor activity; ATP binding
Source: RefSeq, a predicted model, not a curated record
AUAGCCCAAAAUAUAAAUACAAAAAGGCACAGCCAGUAAUGAUAAAAACCAUAAAAGCUCCUCUUUUUCAUUUCGCAUUCAAUUACAUUCCAUUCCGUUUCAUUUCAUUUCAAUUUUCAAAUUUAAAGUAACGAAAUCUGAGAAGAGAAGCAAACUGAUUUCCAGUAAUGGCAGAACAAAGGAACCGAUGGAGCUGGGAUGUCACCGGCUUCGAGCCAUGGAAGUCUUCGUCGUCGCCGCCGUUUCCGCCGCCGUCUCCGUCGGCCUCGGCGCCUGUUGAGCAAGAAGUUCGGAAACCUAGUUCGCCGUUGGUGAGGAGGUACUCCAUUUCUGCUUCAUCCGUUCUUCCACAGCCCAAGCACUCCAUGGCCUCCAAGGUUCAGUUGUUGAGGGACAAAGUCAAGCUUGCUAGAGAAGACUAUUUGCAGUUAAGACAAGAAGCAAGUGAACUUCAAGAAUAUUCAAAUGCAAAACUUGAUCGAGUUACACGAUAUCUUGGUGUUCUUGCUGAGAAAACCCGCAAGCUAGAUCAAGUUGCCCUUGAAACUGAAGCAAGAAUAUCUCCGGUGAUCAAUGAGAAGAGAAGAUUGUUCAAUGAUUUAUUGGCAUCUAAAGGAAAUGUACGAGUAUUCUGCCGGACAAGGCCGUUAUUUGAAGAUGAAGGUCCUUCAGUUGUUGAAUUUCCAGAUGACUAUUCCAUUCGUGUAAAUACUGGUGAAGAAUCCUUGUCUAAUUCCAAGAAAGAUUUUGAAUUCGACAGAGUUUAUGGACCUCAUGUUGGACAAGCUGAGUUAUUCACUGAUGUUCAACCACUGGUGCAGUCAGCUUUGGAUGGAUAUAAUGUUUCCAUAUUUGCAUAUGGACAGACACAUUCCGGGAAGACACACACUAUGGUUGCUCUUUCUUUCUUUCGCUCUGAAGGAUCGAGCUAUGAUCGGGGUUUAUAUUCUCGUUGCUUUGAGGAGUUGUUUGAUUUAGCCAACAUGGAUACAACCUCUACUUCUCGAUAUGAAUUCUUUGUUACUGUUUGUGAGCUCUAUAAUGAACAGACAAAGGAUCUACUUUUGGAAUCAGGGAAAAGCAUGCCUAAGAUCUGUUUGGGAUCACCUGAAUGUUUUGUAGAACUGGUGCAGGAAAAAGUUGAUAACCCUCUGGAAUUCUCUACCGUUUUAAAAGCUGCAUUUCAGAGUCGGGGAAAUGACUCGUUAAAGAUUAAUGUAUCUCAUUUGAUUGUCACAAUACACAUAUUUUAUAACAAUUUGAUCACUGAUGAAAGCUCAUAUAGCAAACUCUAUCUGGUUGACUUGGCUGGAAGUGAAGGUCUAAUAACAGAAGAUGAUAGUGGGGAGCGUGUCACAGAUUUGCUGCAUGUUAUGAAGUCACUUUCAGCGUUGGGAGAUGUUUUGUCUUCUUUGACAUCCAAGAAAGAUGUUAUUCCUUAUGAAAAUUCAGUGCUAACUAAAUUGCUUGCAGAUUCACUUGGUGGCAGUGCAAAAACUCUUAUGAUUGUAAAUGUGUGUCCAAGUGUUUCAAAUUUAUCCGACACAUUGUUGUCUCUCAGUUUCUCUGCCAGAGCUCGAAAUUCUGCAUUAAGCCUUGGAAACCGAGAUACAAUUAAGAAGUGGAGAGAUGUUGCGAAUGAUACGCGUAAGGAGUUGUAUGAGAAGGAAAAAGAAAUCCAUGAUCUAAAGCAAGAGGGUCUAGAACUCAAGCAAGCACUUAAAGAUGCGAACGAUCAGUGUGUUCUACUCUUCAAUGAAGUGCAUAAGGCAUGGAAAGUUUCUUCUGCAUUGCAAACCGAUUUAAAGUUGGAACAUAUUUUGCUAUCGGAUAAGCAUAAGAUAGAGAAAGAACAAAAUACUCAGCUUAGAAACCAAGUUGCUCAACUGUUACAGUUAGAACAAGAUCAAAAAUUGCAGAUGCAGCAGCAAGAUUCAACAAUCGAAAGUUUGCAGGCUAAAAUUAGAACCCUUGAAACUCAACUCAAUGAAGCUCUUAGAUCCAGCGAACCUAGGUCAACGUUUGUCUUACAGCCAGAGUCUGCAGCUCUAUCCAAUUCCAGACCAACUGGAGAUGGCAUGGACUCUUCUGCAGUAACCAAAAAACUAGAAGAGGAACUCAAGAAACGUGAUGCUCUGAUUGAGAGGUUGCAUGAAGAAAAUGAGAAAUUGUUUGAUAGAUUAACUGAGAAAGCCUCUGUGGCUGUGUCGCCUAAGCUUUCAAGUCCAUUAUCUCGGGGAUCAGUUAGUGUUCAAUCUCGAGAUAUGGGAAGUACAAAAACUCAUUCUAGGGAUGUUCUUCCUUCAUCUUUGGCCAUUGACAAGAAUGAUGGCACAGUUACAGUAGUUAAAUCUGGCUCUGAAGUAGUUAAAACUACCCCAGCAGGUGAAUAUCUUACUGCUGCCCUGAAUGACUUUGAUCCAGAUCGAUAUGAAGGGCAUGCUGCCAUUUCUGAUGGUGCAAACAAGCUUUUGAUGCUGGUUCUGGCAGCUGUUAUCAAAGCUGGUGCCUCUAGAGAACAUGAGAUACUUGCUGAAAUUAGGGAAGCUGUUUUCUCUUUUAUUAGGAAGAUGGAACCAAAGCGAGUAAUGGACACCAUGCUUGUUUCCCGAGUUAGAGUUCUGUAUAUAAGAUCUUUGCUCGCAAGAUCCCCAGAGUUGCAACCAAUUAAGGUCUUGCCAGUUGAGUGCUUUCUUGAGAAGGCGAAUAGUGGGUUCAGUAGAACUUCCAGCCGAGCGAAUAGUCCUCCAAGGUCUCCUGUGCAAUAUGUUGAUAUGCAGAUCCAGCCAUUUAAAGUGAAUCUAAAGCCAGAAAAGAAGUCCAAAUUUUCAUCUGUUGUCUUGAAGAUACGCGGGAUAGAUCAGGACUUCUGGAGACAGCAAGUAACUGGUGGAAAGCUUAGGGAAAUUACUGAUGAAGCCAAAAGUUUUGCAAUUGGGAACAAGGCUCUUGCUGCACUCUUUGUACAUACUCCAGCAGGUGAGCUGCAGCGCCAAAUUAGAUCCUGGCUUGCAGAAAACUUUGACUUUCUAUCGGUUACUGUAAAUGAUGCAUCGGGGGAUUCAACUGGUCAGUUGGAACUUCUCUCAACUGCAAUUAUGGAUGGUUGGAUGGCUGGACUUGGUGCUGCACUGCCUCCCCACACUGAUGCCCUUGGCCAGCUAUUAUUUGAAUAUUCGAAACAUGUCUAUACUUCUCAACUUCAGCACUUGAAGGAUAUUGCUGGUACCUUGGCAACUGAAGAGGCUGAAGAUGUUGCACAAGUGGCGAAACUACGUUCAGCUCUAGAAUCUGUUAAUCAUAAAAGAAGAAAGAUUCUGCAACAAAUGAGAAGUGAUGUAGCUUUAUUGACAUUGGAAAAUGGUGGUUCACCUAUUCAAAAUCCUUCUACAGCAGCUGAAGAUGCACGAUUAGCAUCUCUCAUUUCACUUGAUGGCAUAUUAAAGCAAAUCAAGGAUAUAACAUCAAGACUUUCUUCCGUGAACAUCAUUAGCAAAAGUAAGAAAAGAACAGCGCUUGCUUCACUUGAUGAGCUAAAAGAACAGAUGCCUUCACUUCUUGAAAUUGAUCAUCCAUGUGCUCAGAGGCACAUUGCAGAUGCUUGCCACGUGGUUGAGUCAAUUGCUGAAGAAGAUGACCACAUUCAGGAUCUAUUACAUAUUGGCAGACCAUCAAUGGAUCUGGGCUCUGGAUCCGAAAUUGAGGUCACACAGUGGAAUGUACUCCAAUUUAAUACAGGCUCUGCCUUACCAUUUAUAAUAAAAUGUGGAGCAAGCUCUAAUUCAGAAUUAGUUAUUAAAGCUGAUGCUCGAGUUCAGGAACCUAAAGGUGGUGAAAUUGUGAGGAUUGCCCCUAGACCCUCCGUUUUGGAAAAUUUGAGCUUGGAGGAAAUGAAACAAGUAUUUUCCGAACUACCUGAGGCUCUAAGCUUGCUUUCCCUAGCAAGGACUGCAGAUGGCACUCGCGCACGGUAUUCUAGAUUAUAUAGGACCUUGGCUACGAAGGUUCCAUCCCUUAAAGAAUUGGUCAGUGAGCUCGAAAAAAGGGGUGUACUCAAAGAUGUGAGAACUUGAUGUUUGAAGGCUAGAUGGUUAUUAACUCAUAUGCCUAGAGUUUGCUGUGCAUUGCUAAACUGCUAAUGCUUUUUGGGAGUUGGGUUAAGUGAUUCUGAUAUUACAUAUCUGUUGGUUUUGCUUUUUUUUGGGGAGGAAAAAUCUCCGUAUGUACUAUGUAAUCGUUACUCUGCUUGCGCUUAUUGUAUUUAGUAAUUAUUUUAGUAACUUUUCCUACAGUUUUGCCUUGUCAGUAAAUCAAAAUAGCUUGAUUCAGGCUAGUUAAUUUUCAAACACGUUUGCUGGUUGAGUUCAAACAGGUGAACAAGUUGCAGCA